Messenger RNA from Haliaeetus leucocephalus (bald eagle), 351 nucleotides. RefSeq names its product chromosome unknown open reading frame, human C2orf73 (gene CIMIP6). The transcript is spliced from 4 exons. The coding region runs from base 1 to 351 and encodes 116 amino acids. The record is from RefSeq and is a predicted model, not a curated record. Lineage: Eukaryota; Metazoa; Chordata; Aves; Accipitriformes; Accipitridae.
AUGUAUCGUUAUACUCCACCGAAUUAUAGAGCACCCAAAGAACUGAUCUUCAGAAACCAGUCUGAGUUGAUUUCGCCAGCUGCGUUCAGUCAGCAACAGCCUUCAUGUGGAAUAGUUCUACUUGCAACUCCUAGAGCAUCCAAAGGUCUUCCAGAGAUUUUACAGGAACAAACCUCCUUUAGCCAUCAGUACAACGCCAGAGACUCUGCUAAUGAACUCAUCCGAGGAAAGCGACAUGGAGCUUUUGUGUGUGCAGAGAUAAAACCAGCAAGUGAACAGCCAAAAACAGAGAAAGGAAACUCAGUGAAAAGCCGAAUGACCUCACCCAGUCUCUUCCUGCAGAAUUCCUAG